This is a messenger RNA of Pyrgilauda ruficollis (rufous-necked snowfinch), 2188 nucleotides long. RefSeq names its product solute carrier family 35 member E1 (gene SLC35E1). Lineage: Eukaryota; Metazoa; Chordata; Aves; Passeriformes; Passeridae. Gene Ontology annotation, molecular function: antiporter activity. The record is from RefSeq and is a predicted model, not a curated record. Bases 1 to 1407 code for a protein of 468 amino acids. The transcript has 7 exons. Gene Ontology annotation, cellular component: Golgi apparatus.
AUGAAGCGGGCUCUACAUCACCCCCUCCUGCCUGCCAGGUACUCACCCAUCCUUUACCCCGGCCGGCGCUACGCCUUCCUCGCCUUAGUUUUAAAGGUCGGGAGCGAUCGUCCCGGUGCCUGCGAGCCCGCGACCUUCGCUCCGUCCCUGCCCCGGCGCUGCGCUGGCCAAGGGCCGGCGCUGCCUCCCUGGAGGCGGCUCCGCUGCCCCGAGCGCCGUGCCGGCGGGGCCGGGCGGAGCGGGGCGGGCGGGGCGGGGGCGGCGCGGGGCGGGCGCGGGCCGGCGCUGCGUGAGGGGGCGCGGGUGUCGGCGCUGUGCCUCGCCUGGUACGGGCUGAGCGCCGGCGGCAACGUGGUCAACAAGCUGCUGCUCGGCGGCUUCCCGCGGCCCGUCACCGUCUCGCUGUUCCACAUCCUGGGGCUGUGCGGGCUCCUGCCGCCGCUGCUCCGCGCCUGGCGCGUCCCGCCCGCCGGCCCCGCGCAGCUGCCGCCCCGCGCCUACCCCCGCUACAUCCUCCCGCUGGCCUUCGGCAAGUACUUCGCCUCCGUGUCCGCGCACGUCUCGCUCUGGAGGGUCCCCGUGUCCUACGCGCACACAGUGAAAGCCACGAUGCCGAUCUGGGUGGUGCUGCUGUCACGGAUCAUCAUGAAGGAAAAGCAGACGACGAAGGUGUACCUGUCUCUGAUCCCCAUCAUCACUGGUGUGCUGCUGGCCACGGUCACAGAGCUGUCCUUUGACAUGUGGGGACUCAUCAGUGCACUUGCUGCUACCCUCUGCUUUUCACUUCAGAACAUCUUCUCAAAGAAGGUGCUGAGAGAUUCCAGAAUUCAUCACCUUCGGUUGCUGAACAUCCUGGGGUGCCACGCUGUGUUCUUCAUGAUCCCAACGUGGGUUCUGGUGGAUCUUUCUUCCUUCUUGGUAGAGAAUGACUUGAGCUCCAUGUCUCAUUGGUCCUGGACCUUAAUGCUGCUUAUAAUCAGUGGAUUCUGUAAUUUUGCCCAGAAUGUGAUUGCCUUCAGUAUCCUAAACCUGAUCAGCCCCCUGAGUUACUCCGUGGCCAAUGCCACCAAGAGGAUCAUGGUGAUCACCGUGUCCCUGAUCAUGCUGCGCAACCCCGUCACCAGCACCAACGUCCUGGGCAUGAUGACAGCCAUCCUCGGGGUCUUCCUGUACAACAAGACAAAAUACGACGCAAACCAAGAGGCAAAGAAGCAGCAGCUGCUCCCAGUGACCACUGGAGACCUGGUGAACUUGGAACGGCACCGAAACCCCCCUGAGAAGUCCCAGAAUGGACUCGCAGCCUUUGGGGACUUCCAGUACGGCCGCAGCAACCUCCUGACAGAGCACUUCCAGCACAGCAGGCAGAGCUACCCAGCAGCCUACAACCUGAACCGUUUUGAUAUUUAGGAUCCUGGCAGACAGGUACAGACUGUGAUAUCAAAGUGUCCCCAGCAUUAUCAGAAAACUUCCAGUACAUCCAUGAAUGUCACCACGCCGCUGAACUGUGCGGGUUUGGCAGCGGGGCAGGUCCGUGUGGAGGGGAGUGGUGCAGGACCUGCAGCUGCUGCUGGGCAGAGCUUUAAACCUGGAACAGGCAGACCUGACACUGGAACCAACCCCACAGAGCAGAUCCUGGUGAGGUGCACGUGUCACUGCACAGUGGAACAUCUGUCACUGCUCCUUUCAGAGUCUGCCAGCUCGUUGUUCUCUUGGCAGCUGAAUUCUGGCCAGUAUCUCCUUUCCAUGCUGGUAAUGUCACCUUUAACUUGUUCUCCAAUAACGGUUCAAUGAUCCUUUUAAUGAAGCUUUCAGGAGGAAAUGAAAGCAAGGGGUACUUGUGCUGAUCAGGAUUGACUGAGGUGGAUCAGCUGCAGGCAGGUAAACUCGAGUUCAUCUCCAGCAUCUGUGCAACUGCUUGUGGAUAUUCACAACUCUUGUGCCUCUGCCUUCAGCCCUGGAUGACAAAGCAGAAGUGUUUCUGGAGGAGCAGGCAGUGGAAGGAUUGAUCUCUCCCAGAACUGCUUCAGGAAAAACACAGUUCUCCAAAUCACUGCUCGUGGCAGAGAACAACCAAGCCCAACCUAAAAUAAUCAUUGUUUUCUGAAUCAUGUAGUCCUGUAACUCCAGACAUUGCUAUCCCCUGGCCAUGCAGGAAACUCCUUCACAAAUAAAAGUGUUUGGAAUAAUA